Eleginops maclovinus (Patagonian blennie) is the source of this 3831-nucleotide messenger RNA. RefSeq lists its product as uncharacterized. The transcript has 8 exons. Bases 138 to 1502 code for a protein of 454 amino acids. Lineage: Eukaryota; Metazoa; Chordata; Actinopteri; Perciformes; Eleginopidae. The record is from RefSeq and is a predicted model, not a curated record.
CUAGUAAUAAUAAAAGCGAGUACGGGGUUUGCUCAUUGACACGUUCCCAUCUCAGUACUGUGAAUAUAUUGAGGUGUGUGCACCCAAUUCAGUCUUUAUUAACAACAACUCGGCUUGAGUGUUUUUCAUGAUAGACGAUGAUCGUGUUGUUGUUGUUCCUCGCUGCCUUUGUUUGUAUGGGCCUGUCAGAGCAGCAUUAUGUCGCAGAGUAUGGGGACUCUCUGAAUUUACAGCUUCCUAAUAAGCCCCAGUCCAUGGAGUUCACUCCCAAGUACAGCUCAAAUGUGACCAUCUUGUGGAAAUGGGGUUACCCUUUGACCUCAUUGGACGGAAGGCGGAAAUACACGGGGAUCUUCUUUGAGAUUCAUAAUUUAACUCAGAAAGACAUCGGCCGCUACGUAAUGAAAGGCAAAAACCGGUAUCAACUGAAAACCUACACAGUUGAGGUAAAAGCAAAAACAGAGUCCUUUCAUAAGACUCCUGGUACACACAUCCAAUUCUCUGCUAAACUGGAACCAAACUCCUGCAACAUUUACUUCUCACCAGAAGGCAAACUUAGCAAGAGGAUGAUGGAGAUUGUGAUGGUUCGUCAUGGCAAGCUGCAGAGGGGUUUGGAUGAAUUUGGUCUCUUCGAGUUCAAUCUGUAUGAGCCAUGUGGGAUUUACAAUAAGGCGCUGCAGAUCGCAUACAAGGGACGCUAUGAGAUCAGGGAUGAAAACGAUGACAGGGCCUUAGAGGUGUAUCUGCAUAUGGAGCCAAGCGUUAUGACCUAUGAACGGAAAUCUGGUGCAGAACUCAGCUUAAAGUUGGAUCUGGAACCAAACGCCUGCAACAUUCACUUCUUCGGAAAGUCAUCGUUUGAUAUAGUUCUUCAAGGCAAGCUGCAAAGAGAUUUGGAUGAAUAUGAUUGCAAUGGAUUUUAUCUGAUAAAGCCAUGUGGGAUUUUAAAUGAGGCCCUCCAGAUGUCAUGCCAGGGACGCUAUGAGAUCAGAGAUCAGAAUGACGACAGGGCCUUAGUGAUGGAACUGGAAAUGCAUGCACCUUUUGAGCUAUCGUCUGUUGGUAUUGGUGUUGGUAUUUUCUUCUCCCCACUUUUGUUGUGUAUCGUGAGUUACUGCUGCUGUAGAGGCAGCUCCUCCAAAAACAAGACAUCUGAGAAUGAAGCUGCUGACCCUGAUGUACAAUACGAAGAGUACGACCUUGAGCCUGUCCGACUGCGGCCAGAUCAAGUCAGCGAGCCCUCUGUGACACUUUAUCCCGCUCAGCCUUCUCUUACUCCAACCGACCCGCUGAUACACAAUCAUCCUUCUGAGGAGAUGCCACCAACGUAUGCUGAGGUUUUGGCUGCAUCAGGGCAAACAGACGCUCCAACCUUCCCUGUCCACUCUGACCCUGAGCCGCGGUUUGAAGUGAAGGGGAUGACCUUUCCCUCCGCUCCCCCACUCAAGUCAGACUCAACUAUCUCUGAUGUUUAUACCUCAAGCAAACUCAACUUCCUCUGAGAGCCUUGAUUUUGAAAGAUACACCCAAAUGUGUAAGCUCAUUUAUAUUAUGGGAAUAGUCUGGCAUUUGGGAAGUAUUCUUGUUCAUCAGUGGCUUCCUGGAGUAUCUGCUGGAAACCAAUCCCAGCCAAGAAAUGGUCCUUAAAACCUUAAAACUGGGUUCUGUUGUUUUUACACUUUUUUUUUAACCGAUUAAACAAGAUAAGUUGUUAGUGAGCUUUUAGAGGUGCAGGUUGGUAAAGUUAGCCAAGCUAGCUGUUGGCAUGUUGCUGGGUCCUAAUUCUAGUACCAAAUAGUUAAGUGUAUAAGUGCAUUUACACUAAGACGUUUGGCAAAAUGCUGAGCACUGAGUACCCUGAAAGUACACUCGUUAUUGUUAAAAAGUUGAGUGUGGAAUGUUGGACAGUUCUCACACUCAACAAUCACCAUCUUGGCUACGUAAUGGAAGUGGCCAGACCAGUCACAAUGUGGUUGCUAUGGGGAACACAGAACUAUAAAAACGAAUGUUAUACUUGUGCUCUUUUCAAACUUUUAAUAUACCAUGAAACAUACCAAUGUAUGUAUGUGUGUGUGUGUGUGUGUGUGUGUGUGUGUGUGUGUGUGUGUGUGUGUGUGUGUGUGUGUGUGUGUGUGUGUGUGUGUGUGUGUGUGUGUGUGUGUGUGUGUGUGUGUGUGUGUGUGUAUGUAUACGUAUGUACUGUUAAAAGGAAGCAGUCCAUAAUGGUUUGGUACUGCAAACAGUAGUGAAAAGCAGCAGUGUGCAUUUUAAGACAAUGCUACUCAGCUGGGCUAGGCUAAUUAGGCUAACCUGCUGCUGGCAGUUAUUUAAGUUUUACAGACCAGAAUAUAAGACUUUGUGCCCAAGGAUCACACAUUCCAUACCAAAGGCAAAAAGGACCUUUCUGAGUAACACUUGAAGAGCUAAUGGGUCAUAUGUCAGGGAUGAACCAUUUACUGCAGACCAGCUUAACUGGAUAUUUUUUACGUAGGACACAUAUAUAGAGUAGCCUUAAUUGAUGCAAAGCUCACUGUAUUUACUCAUAUGCUAAUUUUCAGGUUCAUAUUUGUACUAGGUGCCUCUCCUGUGACAUGUUUACAUGCUUUAAUGUUCAAAUAGUGCUUUAUUUUUUUCAUACUGCCUCUUGUCAUCCUCUGUCUGAAACCAGAGCCCAGUCUGCUCUGAUUGGUAAGCCAUUUCAUGCACAAACACCUAUACAACACACUCCUCAUAUUACUUGAGUUACUGCAUGUAAUUCAGCUUGAGUGUAUUUACAAACGUUUAUUUGAUGCUUGUAUUAUUAAGCAUGAAUGUGAAUUCAAUUCAUUUCUGAAGGAGCUGUAGAUCUUUAUUUAUAUUUAUAUUUAUAUAUAUAUAUAUACUAACCACUGUAUUUCAUUGUCUUACGUAAGUCACAAACACACACAAAUGUCAGUGUGCUAAUGUGUAUUAAGUGUCUUGUAAAGUGAUUGUUUGAUAGUAAAAAAUAUCACAAGCACCAGUUGCCUUGUACAUAAUUUCAAUGGCAUAGAAACACCUCUGCACCACAUUUAUCAACAUUGUACCAUAGGUGCAUUACUCCUAUGUUACUACAUAUUUUUUAAAUGUAUUGUAGUUUUGUGACGUGACCACAAGCACCACCCAUCCAACAUUUCAUCACAAAGCCAAAAGUUUAUCAAUGCAUUUAAAAUCCCUUCUUCAAUUCCUGUCCAAAAAGGAUGAUCUACUGAAAAGCACCGGUAACCCCAACUAUGAGAAAACAAAACAAAUGUUUAGCAUAUGAACAUUUCAUCGAAGGCACCCUUUGAUGAAAUUUCAACACCUUAACUUAAAAACAAGUUGUUAAAUAUGCUCAUACUGUAUUUUCAUAUAUUGUUUUGUUUCCUCACAACAACAUUUGUUUCAGGUCAAAUCAAAAUUGCUAGAGCUGUAAGCCGCUUGGCGGUGGUGAAAACUACUCUGAUAUUCAGUGCUUUCUUUUAAGUUGGUUUGGCAAACUAGAUAGCAGAUUGUUUCUUAUGGACUUAUUACUUCACACUGUACUGUUUACAUUUAUAUUGACUUGACUUUACCAUUCUUUCACACUCAAUGUAAUUGAUAUCCCACUUUCAUAUUUUGUUAGCUGAAAUUUAGCACUUCAAUAGUGUUACAUUUGUCAGAUAGUUUGCAAAAAAAAUUCACAGCCAACUUUUAUGUUUUCACUCUUUUAGUUGGUUUUCUUUUCUUUUUUGAGAUGUUUAUAUUGUAUGGUUGUUUAUUUUCUACUUUCUCAAUAUGGGAUUAAUAAAGUAUAGCAGUUAGCUCUGUUUUGGCCUCCCCCUGAGGGAAAUA